Molecule: messenger RNA, 2277 nt
Organism: Dicentrarchus labrax (European seabass)
Lineage: Eukaryota; Metazoa; Chordata; Actinopteri; Moronidae
Exons: 2
Coding region: 128-1579 (483 amino acids)
Biological process (GO): cell adhesion; bicellular tight junction assembly
Cellular component (GO): plasma membrane; bicellular tight junction
Molecular function (GO): structural molecule activity
Source: RefSeq, a predicted model, not a curated record
UCUUUAACAACCAAACCUGUGAGUGACAAAGCCAUAGUCAACUUCUCCUCUGAGCGGGCAAAAAACCACUACCCGUUCUUAGUAACACACAGUCUUACCUCUUUGAAGAGAUCGACAGAGCCUCAACAUGGUGUCUGGUGGAAGACAGAUUCUGGGUAUGGCCCUGGCCAUCAUCGGCUUUCUGGGGAGCAUCAUCAUCUGCGCUCUCCCUACCUGGAAAGUCACAGCCUUCAUUGGUGCCAACAUUGUCACUUCUCAGGUGAUCUGGGAGGGUUUGUGGAUGAACUGUGUGACCCAGAGUACAGGCCAGAUGCAGUGCAAAGUCUAUGACUCUCUCCUGGCCUUACCGCAAGACCUGCAGGCUGCCAGAGCUCUCACCAUCAUUGCCAUCAUCAUUGGGGUCUUUGGGAUCUUUCUUGGCGUGGCCGGUGGCAAGUGCACCAACUUUGUGGAGGAAGAAAGGGAAAAGAGCAAAGUGGCCAUCGCUUCUGGAGUCCUCUUCAUCAUCGCAGGCCUCAUGGUGCUUAUCCCUGUUUGCUGGACCGCCAACACCAUCAUUCGUGAUUUCUACAACCCCGUCAUGACCAACCUUCAGAGAUCUUCCCUCCACCUCUACAUCAUGGCCUCUCUGGGGAUGCAGAUGCUGGCCAGUGCCUUGUGCCUCCUGGGUUGGGCAGGGGUUAUCAUCAGCUGCAUACUGCCCAUGUGGCGGGUCACUGCCUUCGUGGGCAGCACCAUUGUCACCUCCCAGACCAUCUGGGAGGGCAUCUGGAUGACUUGUGUGGUCCAGAGCACGGGGCAGAUCCAGUGUAAACCGUACGAGUCUCUGCUUGCUCUCAGCACAGACCUGCAGGCCGCCAGGGCGCUCACCGUCCUCGCCAUCACCACUGGCAGCAUGGGCCUCAUCCUGGCCUUUGUUGGAGGGAAGUGCACUCGCUUUUUGGAUGAAGAAGGAGGUGGCGUUAAGGGUAAGGUGGCUGUAGCAGCUGGGGCAGUGUUGAUUGUCACAGGGCUGCUGUGUUUGAUUCCAACGUCGUGGGCAGCCGGGGCCGUUGUGAGGAAGUUUUACAGUGCCUCCAUUGAUGCCCAAAGGAGGGAGAUUGGAGCCUGUCUCUACAUUGGCUGGGGAGCCUCCAUCUUGCUUAUUCUGGGAGGGGGUUUGUUCAUCAGCUCAACAUGCCCCCUCAAAGCACAUGACGCAGACAAGAGCCCCUCUGUCCGCUACCUGGUGGUCCGCUCCUCCAACGGGUCCAGCCAGGCUGGUUCUCAUCGCAGAGCGCCACCAGCAAAGUCUCAGCCUGUUGGAGCGGUGUUUCCCAGGUCCCAAAGCUACGAGGGGGCAUCAAAGACAAGGCCUCCCUGGGAGGACGUGCCAGAGCAGGGCUUGAGGCAGGAGUCAGAAAUAUCAUGGGCACCAUCAACAAAGUCUCAGAUGAAAAGACCAGAGUCGAUAAAAUCUGAACACAGUGAGGCACUGUCUACAAAGUCUCAGCUGAAACGAGCAGAAAUGGAAGAGAAUUUGUCAGUUGAGAGAGAAAAUGAGGAUGCAUCCUCAAAUCCAGCGAGAACAUACCUGUAAUAUGGGGGCGCACACAUAUACACAAAUGCAACAUGUUAUUUAGAAGUCGUAGUUUACUUAUUUUGUGAUUGUUUACUGAAGUAUGGUUGUCUUUAUACUCCAUGUUGCUCUGCUCGAAGGACAGAAGGGAAAAUGUCUGGACUACAUUCCUCAAAAUGCAGGAGAAUAUGUGAUGUGCACUAAAACUGUACUUAAAACCAAAUACAGAAACAAACCAAAUUCAGGUGCAAAUGAAGUAUGCCAUUGUUGUUUUCCUUUUCAAAAAUGUGCUUAUUUAAAGAAUCAUUAAUUAAUGAUUGGCAUUAAUUUUGACAUGUUAGGUUUGCCAUGCUAAUGUUCAUAUCAGCUUUUUCUCUCACUGUAUAAAAGCACUGAUGAGUACAAAUCUGUCCGCAUAAAGAAUUUUAUUUUACCUCAAACUUUUUAGCUUGUUUGUCUGUUUCCACCAUCAUUACUUAUCAUUAUAAUUUUUAAUUCAAGUAUGUGCUCAUUUGAUGAGCUCCUAGGCCAUUAAAAAUCUCCACUUGCUGCAAAUAAAAAGUAAUUCCUUUUGUGUUGCACCGGAUGCAACACCGAUGUCAUGUCGAUUUCUGUAAAGGCUUUGAUUUUGCUUUUUGUAACAACUGUGAAAUGUGAUUUUAUGUCUUCUUGAUUUGGACAGAUAUUAAAAGAUAUUUGUAGGUUUACUUUUCAAUAAA